GGAAUUCCCAGACAAUUUCUUGAAAGAUGGCGGGAAUAUGAAAAGAAGUGAAGACGAUGUAAACAAGAACACUUAAAAUUUGUAGUACUAAAUAUACUUUCUCUGCAACUUAGUGUGAAGCUAUGUCAGCUCAAGCUGCUGCACAAGCAGCCACUGUUCUGGAGGCAGAAGAUGAAACGUUCGGACCUUUGCCUAUUGUCAGACUAGAGGGGAAUGGUCUGACAGGCAGUGACAUUAAGAAACUCGAAGAAGCUGGAUUCUUCACAGUAGAAGCAGUUGCCUUCGUCCCUAAGAAAAUGUUGCUAUCAAUUAAGGGUAUCAGUGAGGCAAAAGCUGACAAACUGCUGGCUGAGGCAGCUAAACUUGUUCCCAUGGGUUUUACAACUGCUACUGAAUUCCAUCAAAAGAGAUCCGAAAUUAUUCAGGUGACCACAGGAUCCAAAGAACUUGAUAAACUUUUACAAGGUGGUGUGGAGACUGGGUCAAUCACAGAAGUAUUUGGUGAAUUCCGAACUGGCAAGACUCAGCUGUGUCACACGUUAGCAGUCACUUGUCAGCUGCCUAUUGACAUGGGUGGAGGUGAAGGGAAGGCCAUGUACAUUGACACAGAGGGAACAUUCCGUCCUGAGAGACUUCUAGCAGUUGCAGAGAGGUACUCCCUGUCUGGCAGUGAUGUUCUGGACAACGUGGCAUACGCCCGAGCCUAUAACAGUGACCACCAGUCCCAGCUCCUCAUCCAGGCAGCAGCAAUGAUGGCAGAGUCCAGGUAUGCAUUGCUUAUAGUCGAUAGUGCCACAGCAUUGUACAGGACUGAUUAUUCAGGCAGGGGAGAGUUAUCUGCCCGACAAAUGCACUUGGGCAGGUUCCUAAGAAUGCUGUUACGGCUAGCAGAUGAGUUUGGUGUGGCUGUUUUGAUCACAAACCAAGUGGUGGCACAAGUAGAUGGAGCGUCUAUGUUUGCAGCUGACCCAAAGAAACCUAUUGGCGGAAAUAUCAUUGCUCAUGCAUCAACAACUAGAUUAUACCUGAGGAAAGGUCGAGGAGAAACCAGAAUUUGUAAGAUCUACGACUCGCCAUGUCUCCCUGAAGCUGAGGCUAUGUUUGCCAUUAAUCCCGACGGAAUUGGAGAUGCCAAAGAUUGAUAUUUGUCUCACAAUAAUUCACUCUUAUUGAGAUUCGCAGACUGACCAAACACCAGUGUUGGAAGACACGAAUUUCAAAAGUUAAUAAAUUCUGACAAACUAUGCAAAAGAAUUUGACCAGUAUGUGAUUCUGGUUGACAACAUUCUCAUUAAAUGUGAUUAGCAACUCAAAGCAGUUUACAGAAAAUCACAUUUCCCCCAUGUCAAACCGUGUUGAUUUGUGUGCUACAUGUACAAGGGUGUGAGAGCUAUGCAGAAACACGUAAAUGCACUUUUCCAUUUCGUCU
Messenger RNA from Gigantopelta aegis, 1429 nucleotides. Its product is annotated as DNA repair protein RAD51 homolog 1. NCBI's taxonomy places the organism in Eukaryota, Metazoa, Mollusca, Gastropoda, Neomphalida, Peltospiridae. Gene Ontology annotation, molecular function: ATP binding; ATP hydrolysis activity; DNA strand exchange activity. Gene Ontology annotation, cellular component: condensed nuclear chromosome. Gene Ontology annotation, biological process: chromosome organization involved in meiotic cell cycle; mitotic recombination; reciprocal meiotic recombination. The transcript is spliced from 10 exons. The record is from RefSeq and is a predicted model, not a curated record. The coding region runs from base 123 to 1142 and encodes 339 amino acids.